AUGUCUGCAAGAAAGUCAGUGAUGGAAAUUGUUGAAGAGUUUGGGCUAUAUAAUAACGCGAACAAUAUCACGGAUACCUCGGCCAUCAUCUCGGAAAUUGAUAUUGCUCUCGCUGAAGUAGUCCCUGGACUCGAACUGGUCCUCGCUGGAGUCAUCAUACUGCUUGCCACUCUCUCUUCGAGAGCUCGCAUGGCACUUCUCUUUACCCAACCACCACAGGCGUUUCGCAACCGAUGGGUAGCAAACUCCGGAUUCCCAAGGCGCUCGGGCUCGGAAGAAACCCUCACGUAUGGCGUGACUUUCGGGACGGAAAUGAACUCUGUAGCGACUUUUCUCAAAGUCUUUUACAAUCAACAGCGUUCUAAGAAUAUUCACGAAAUCAGACCUUUCAUCCCUGGACUGAUGCGAUGUUGCAUGCCUGAUGUUCCAUUGGCGAUCCAUGUGGGAGUGCCCCCUCCCCCUCCAUAG
Fomitiporia mediterranea MF3/22 is the source of this 468-nucleotide messenger RNA. RefSeq lists its product as uncharacterized. Lineage: Eukaryota; Fungi; Basidiomycota; Agaricomycetes; Hymenochaetales; Hymenochaetaceae. The record is from RefSeq and is a predicted model, not a curated record. Bases 1 to 468 code for a protein of 155 amino acids. The transcript is spliced from 4 exons.